Messenger RNA from Symbiodinium natans, 1213 nucleotides. The record is from the annotation of a GenBank genome assembly. NCBI's taxonomy places the organism in Eukaryota, Dinophyceae, Suessiales, Symbiodiniaceae.
AUGCGAUCAACGUGCUGGUUUGCACGGGGCGGCUGCACUUGCGACUACACCUACGGCGACGCCGCCCGGAGAUUGGUGUUAAGCUCGGAUAUCGGAUACGGGGCGACCCGUCGCUCCCUGCGUCCAAGUGGCAAGGCCCGUGUCAGCCUGACGCGCAAGUCGUCCUCGGGGAGCUUUGCAGAUUGCAUGGAGAGGCUGACUGAGCUGGUCUUCUCGCGGCUGACUCCAAAGCUGGGUCCGGAAGACUGGCCAAACUCCGCGAACCUGAACUACUACGCGGACGGCACGCAAUCCGUCGGCUGGCACUCGGACGACGAGAGUCUCUUUCAGGGCAAAGUGCAGGACUGCUCCAUCGUGUCGCUUUCUUUGGGCGGGCGGCGCGAGUUCUGGAUAGCCCUGAAGACAGAGGGUGCUGAGCCCUCGCAGGAGAGCGUGGUGGAAGUUGACCUGCGCCAUGGCGAUCUCUUGAGUAUGGAAGGCUUGAUGCAAAAGCACACCCUUCACUUCUUGACGCGGGAGCCGCGGCAGCGCGCCGACUUCUGGCCCCCCCGGAUCAACAUCACUUGGCGGUGGAUCGUGAACCACCGGCGUGGCUGUCCCCUUCGUGGACAGCCAUGCAGUUAUCCCAAGUGCUUGGAGAAAGGGCCAUUGGAUGCCUCCGGAGAGGCGUCGCCGAGGGUGGCGACGUGGUGGCCCGCGGACACUGAUGAGUCGCGACUAGACUGGCGGCUCUGUACCGAGUGCCGGCACCCGGGCUGGCAUGGCGGCCGUCGCUGCUUGCGAGGGGAGGGUCGCUUCAGCGACCGCUGGUUCUGCCGCCCUUGUUGGCGAGCGUUUUGUGGAGAGGAGGCUGAGCGGGAUCCAACCGAGCGAGCUGCAGAGGCCAUGCAAAUGCGCUUGGUGAACAAAGUAAAGCUGAUGCAGAAGAGGAAAGACCUGAAGAAGUCGUGGGAGAGUUUUUGCGAAGCCGAAAGCGGCUUGCGGGAUCCGGCGCGGCACGCGCCCACCUCACUGCUGUCCUGGCUGGAAACCAUCGACGCAGUUCCAGAGGAUCUGCAGCCCCUCCUGGCCAAAGCGCGAACACAGUUGCAGGAGGCAGUGGGCUUGGUCCCGGAAGCCAAAGAGCAUCUGGUGGCCCAAGGCGAAGUGCAUCUGCCAAAGAUGCGGAAACCCUUGCGCAAGGGCAGCAGAAGUCAUGGAGGUCGAAAGCCAG